Molecule: messenger RNA, 1380 nt
Organism: Cannabis sativa
Lineage: Eukaryota; Viridiplantae; Streptophyta; Magnoliopsida; Rosales; Cannabaceae
Product: nicotinate N-methyltransferase 1
Exons: 4
Coding region: 60-1262 (400 amino acids)
Biological process (GO): methylation
Molecular function (GO): O-methyltransferase activity; S-adenosylmethionine-dependent methyltransferase activity; protein dimerization activity
Source: RefSeq, a predicted model, not a curated record
GAUUUUUUACAAAAAUUAACGUGACAAUCGACCAAACCUCCAAUAUAGAUGAUGGUUGUAUGUUAUUGGUUGGUUAUACUGCGAAACGACACAUCACGUGCACGAGUACUUAUCUUCCCCCAAAAAAGCAAAACCCUCAUCUCUCCAAAGACGCAAAAACACUGAACAUUAAACCCACAAAGAAAAAAAAAAUGGCGGACGAAGAGACCAGCGAGAGCCGCAACCAGGCGAGGCUAAAGAUACUUGAGCUGGCCAACAUGAUCAGCGUCCCAAUGUCGUUAAACGCCGUCGUUCGCCUCAACGUUCCUGAUGCUAUCUGGCAAGGAGGUUCCAAUUCUCCCCUCACCGCUUCUCAGAUUCUGACACGUGUCCUCCCCUCCCGCGACGGCGCCGACGCCGAGAAUCUCCAACGCCUCCUCCGGAUGCUCUCCAGCUACGGCGUCUUCGAAGAACACCUCAACGGUUCAGAGAGAAAGUACUCUCUCACCGACGUCGGUAGAACUCUCGCCACAGACGCCGAUGGCUUAUCCUACGGGCCGUACGUUCUUCAACACCACCAGGACGCGCUGGUGAGCGCGUGGCCUCUUGUGCACGAGGCGGUAGUGGAUCCAACGACGGAGCCGUUUGUGAAGGCGAACGGAGAACCGGCUUAUGAUUAUUACGGGAAGAAGCCAGAGAUGAAUGGGUUGAUGCAGAAGGCUAUGUCGGGCGUAUCUGUGCCGUUCAUGAAGGCGAUAUUGGAGGGCUACGAUGGGUUUAAAGGGGUCCAGAAAUUGGUUGACGUGGGUGGUAGUGCGGGGGAUUGUCUGCGGAUGAUCCAGCGUAAGCAUCCCAAUGUACGCGAAGGAAUCAACUUUGAUCUGCCUGAGGUGGUCGCUAAAGCGCCACCUAUUUCUGGGAUUAUUCACGUUGGCGGUGACAUGUUCAAGUCGAUUCCUGAGGCAGAUGCAAUUUUCAUGAAGUGGGUUUUAACAACAUGGACGGAUGAUGAAUGCAAAUUAAUCAUGGAGAAUUGUUUCAAGGCACUCCCAGAAGGAGGUAAGUUGAUAGCUUGUGAACCGGUAUUGCCAAAUGAAACCGAUGACAGUCACCGAACUCGGGCUCUCCUAGAAGGAGACAUCUUCGUCAUGACAAUCUAUAGGGCCAAAGGAAAGCACAGGACAGAAGAUGAGUUCCGAAAGCUCGGCCUCGCUGCCGGUUUCCCUAAUUUCCGAGCUUUCUAUAUUGAUUAUUUCUACACUGUCUUAGAGUUUCAGAAGUAGUAGUAGAGAAGUAAUGAAUGAUAACUUAUUUAGAAAUAAUGGUAGAGGGAAUAAAAUGUAACUUUCUCUAGAAAUUCAUAACAAAAUUAAAAAGAUUGUGAUUUUUGUUACAUUUGAA